CCAAUAAUAGAUGGGGAUAUAUCUGUGCAAGCAGUAGUGAAAGUCAAAGGAAAAGAAUAGCUAAUGUAAUCUGUCAACAGAUGGGAUAUUCUAGACACUUAGAUACUGGGAUCAAUCAGAUAAAAAUAGAACCUGCUCCUAAACCUGGUUUUAUAGGAUGGCUUUAUUGCUCAGAUAAACCAAUUUCACAGCAGAGCAUUUUAGAUUGUUCAUAUCUAGUUUAUGAGCCAGCUUAUUCCGAUUCAAUUUGUUCUGAUAACUACAACCACUAUAUUGCUGCUAGUAAUUGUACCAAUACCUCAGUCUGUCAAAAUGGACAGAUACAAUUACUUGAUACUAAUGCUAUAUUUCUGUGUGUAAAUGGAGAGUGGCAUGCAUUAUGUGGUACAUCAUGGUCCUAUACUCAAGCACAAGUUGUAUGUAGACAAUUAGGAAAGAAUGCACAAGGAGCUAUGCCAGUUAAUGUUUCAGUACCUGCCAAUAUUUCAGUUUUACAAGCUAAGUUUGAAUGUUAUGGAUAUGAAAAGUUUCUUUACAACUGUUCAGAUCAUCGCUCAUUCUCCUGUGAUAAUCUAAUAUCUCAAACUGAAAUCACUGUUGCUGGUGUUACAUGUCAAAGCUUGCCUGGCCAUCCUUCAAGUCUUACUGUCAAUACCCAACAGUCAGAUAUUAUAUUACAUUGGGAAUAUGAUGAUGCUAAUAAUGUGUCUAAUUUCAGUGUUUACUGUAAGCAUAAUAGGACUAUUGAUCCUCAACUGCACUUAAAUUUCAAAACUGAGCUAAGCUUGCUGACAAAGAACAACAAUGCAACACUGAUUGGUUUAUUAGCCAAUACUGUGUACACAUGCUGUGUGUCUGCUGUAUUCCCUUAUAUGGAAACUGAAUCAACAUGCAUUAAUGUAACAAAAGCUAGUGCCACACCAUCAUCAUCAAAUCGAACUAUCCCAUGGAUUGGGGGAAUAUUUAUUGGUAUCAUUAUCAGUGCAGUGUUUGUUAUUAUCUUAUUAUUGAUUAUCAAAAUUGUCAUUACAAGAAGAAGUAAAGACAAACAAUUUAAACCCAACAAUAGGUCAUCAAUACAAAAUGAUAAUGGUCAAAAUAUUGGAGUUUAUUCUGAACUGUCGCAAAAUUAUUUCGAGCCUUUUUCUAAUAGGAGGGAUCCUGCAAUUUCUUGUACUAAUGAUUAUGAGAGUCCUGUUGAUGUGAAUAGAAUGACUGUUAAUGAUGAUCCAGUUUAUUCACUGGCUGAAACUGAGGAAGAAACUGGUAACUAUGACAAGUUACAAAGGAAUUAACUGGGGCAUUAAUUUUUAAUGUUAAAGUGUA
Molecule: messenger RNA, 1326 nt
Organism: Amphimedon queenslandica
Lineage: Eukaryota; Metazoa; Porifera; Demospongiae; Haplosclerida; Niphatidae
Exons: 6
Coding region: 81-1295 (404 amino acids)
Cellular component (GO): membrane
Molecular function (GO): protein binding
Source: RefSeq, a predicted model, not a curated record